UAUAUGUUUCAAGUUCCUUUAGAUUAUUCCAAUCAACUAAAAGGCACUAUUCCACUAUUUGUUAGAGUCGUGUCCUUGGAAACCGUCACUCCUGGAACAACUAGAAAUACUUGUUCCAAAGUAGUUUGUUAUUUACAAGGAGGUCCUGGUAUGGAAAGUCCAAGACCUGAUUCUUCAACACACUUUCUGAGACCACUUCUCGAUUAUUUCGAUACCAUCGUAUUAUUGGAACAAAGAGGAACGGGUCUUUCGUUUCCUAUCCAUUGGCAAGUAUUAGAAACUUAUUCUUCCGAUGUAAAGGAACAAGCAAAGUUUCUCGCUUGUUUUCGUGCCGAUUCUAUUGUAAGAGAUGCAGAAUAUUGUCGUAAACUCUUGUAUGGAGACUCUACUUGGUCUAUAUUGGGACAGUCCUUUGGAGGAUUCUGUGCAGUUACUUACUUAUCUCUUUUUCCCCACUCUUUACACUCUUGUUAUAUAACUGCAGGAUUGCCUCCUAUUUUUCCUGGAUUUCAAGGUAUUGCCGUAUAUCAAGCUUUGUUUCAAAGGCUUAUUCAACAAAAUGAAAAAUAUUAUCUUCACUUUCCAAAAGAUAUUCCAUUGGUAAGAAAUAUAGUACAAUAUCUCGAUCAACAUGCUCCAGUCAAGUUAUCUUCUGGUUCCAUACUUACACCGAGAGGUUUACAAACAUUGGGACAUCGAACUUUGGGUUUCUCUGGUGGUUUUGGUAGUCUACACUGUUUGUUAGAAAAAGCUUUUACACAAGAUCAUAAAGGCAAUUCUAUUCUAUCGGAAUAUUUUUUGGCUACUGUAGAUCAUUUGUUUUCUACUUGGGAGACCAAUCCACUUUAUGCAGUUCUUCAUGAAAGUAUUUAUUGGAAUGGUAAUAAUAGUGGUCAAGAUGAGGAGAAUGAAGAUGAUGAUCAUCCUAUUUGGGCAGCUGAACAAGUUAUUCGUAGUUUACCAUGUUUCGAUGCCAUGCAUUGUUUACAAUAUACCCAAAAGCCUAUCUAUUUUACAGGUGAAAUGAUAUUCCCAUUUAUGUUUGAACAAUUUGCUUGUUUACGACCUUAUGCAAAAGUUGUGGAUCAGUUGGCCAGAAAGAAAAAUUGGUCUUCCUUGUAUAACAAAGAGCAACUACAAAACAAUCAAAUUGCAACUGCAGCUGCUAUCUUUUAUAAUGAUGUUUAUGUCGAUUAUCACAAAAGUAUAGAAACAGCCAAACAGAUUGCUCAUUGUAGUAUUUGGGUAACCAAUGAAUACUUGCAUGGUGCCUUGAGAGAGGAUACGAAACGAGUCGUUGGAAUGUUGCAAAAGUUGUUGUUUCAUCGUUCUUCUUGUUUGGAAUUGUAAUAAAUAGUAUUUGUUGACAAAGAAUCUUGAAAUG
Messenger RNA from Galdieria sulphuraria, 1384 nucleotides. RefSeq names its product peptidase family protein. Gene Ontology annotation, molecular function: peptidase activity. Lineage: Eukaryota; Rhodophyta; Bangiophyceae; Galdieriales; Galdieriaceae. Bases 4 to 1350 code for a protein of 448 amino acids. The record is from RefSeq and is a predicted model, not a curated record. The transcript has 2 exons. Gene Ontology annotation, biological process: proteolysis.